AUUGCAGGAACAGAGGCCAUCGCUGCAGGACACUGACAGCAGCAGGAGGAGGACUGAGUUGCUUCUAGCUGUACUUUAGUGCCGCAAUAACUCAUCUUUUGUUACAGUUUUGGAUAGUGAUAAAAAUUGUCAUGCUUCUGGGUGAACAGUUUUAUUUAAGGUCCAGAAAUGAAGAGAAAUAACCUGUCAUCCUUUUAUGUCUCUCUCUGGUUGCUGUUCACAGCCACGAUGCUUCAAGCUGUAGAAUCAGCCAAAGGGAAAUAUGCUCAGAUGCUGUUCAAUGAACUGUUUGAAGACUAUUCAAAUGCUCUAAGACCAGUGGAAGACACGGAUAAAGUGCUGAACGUUACCCUUCAGAUAACAUUGUCCCAAAUUAAAGAUAUGGAUGAAAGGAACCAAAUUUUGACAGCUUACUUAUGGAUUCGACAAAGCUGGUAUGAUGCAUACCUCAAAUGGGAUAAGGAUAAAUAUGAUGGAUUGGAUUCUAUCAGAAUUCCAAGCAAUUUGGUCUGGAGGCCAGAUAUUGUCCUCUAUAACAAGGCUGAUGAUGACUUUUCAGAACCUGUGAAUACUAAUGUUGUGUUGAGAUAUGAUGGAAAAAUCACUUGGGAUGCACCUGCUAUCACAAAAAGCUCGUGUGUAGUGGAUGUAUCUUAUUUUCCUUUUGACAGCCAGCAGUGCAACCUUACGUUUGGUUCCUGGACCUAUAAUGGUAAUCAGGUAGACAUCAUCAAUUCUCUCGAUAGUGGUGACCUUUCUGACUUUGUAGAAGACGUGGAAUGGGAGAUUCAUGGUAUGCCGGCGGUUAAGAAUGUAAUCACUUACGGCUGCUGCUCUGAGCCUUAUCCAGAUGUAACGUUCACGCUGAUUUUGAAAAGGAAGUCAUCUUUCUACAUAUUUAAUCUUCUGCUUCCUUGCAUUUUGAUCUCUUUCCUCGCUCCACUGGGAUUUUAUCUCCCCGCAGACUCUGGAGAAAAAGUGUCUCUAGGUGUUACAGUUCUUCUUGCUCUGACUGUGUUCCAGCUGAUGGUUGCAGAGAUUAUGCCUCCCUCUGAAAACGUACCUCUGAUAGGCAAGUAUUACAUAGCAACUAUGACCAUGAUCACAGCCUCCACUGCGCUGACAAUCAUUAUAAUGAACGUCCAUCACUGUGGCUCAGAAGCAAAGCCUGUCCCACAGUGGGCCAGAGUGGUAAUCUUGGACUAUAUGUCAAAAAUUUUUUUUGUUUAUGAUGUGGGUGAAAACUGUACAAGUCCACGAAGAGAGAAGGAACAAGAACACAGGUUAGAGGGCGGUGACAUGUGUCGGGGGGGAGACGGAAAGAGCCACCUUUCCAGUAGAAAUGAUGACAGUGAUCUCAAAGAAAAUCUCAAUGGAAAUUGGAAUAAAAGCUUUGGAGUUCAUGGUGAAAAUGUUAGGGAGAAUGUUAAUUGCUGUUCCUGUUACAAAAUGCUGAUUAAAAAUAUUGAGUAUAUUGCGAAUUGUGUUCGAGACCAUAAAGCAAACCGGGCCAAAGGAAUUGAGUGGAAAAAGGUGGCAAAGGUGAUGGACAGGUUUUUCAUGUGGAUUUUUUUUAUCAUGGUGUUUUUUAUGAGCGUGCUUAUCAUUGGGAAAGCAGCUUAGCUGCAGAUGAACAUGUUGUGUAGAUAUGAAUAUACUGAGUUAGCUCCUUUCAGUGGAGCUGUGGGAUAGGUGUGCUUCUGAGGUCUUUGUGUCGUCUCUUCUGUAACAAUAAACUAUUUCAGUAGGCUGCAAAGCAUGUUGAGGCACUGCUCAACUGAGGGCUUUACUAGUGACUUCAUUGCUAUUAAUAAGGGAGUGCAGCCCAGAUGAGGCUGCUGGAUAAGCAGUCUGUGCUCCGUCUUGAUGAAUGGUGGCCAUGACUGCAGGCUGAUGAGGUGGAGCAUUGCAGUAAAGGAGCAGACAGCCUAUCAGAGUGCACUGUAUUCAGAGGGCUGCAUCUCUGCACCUUGAAACUUCGCUGACCUUUUCUCUCUGCCAGAACAAAGUUGGGAUAUUUGCAAGAUCAUAGCAAUUCCUGGAACUUAUCCCUGUUUGGCACUGCCUUAUUCUUUUUUUCACCCUUAUCUAGCUUAUUUUCCUAGCUUAGCUUUUUCACUCUCUUUAAUGGCUUUUUUCUGGUCACUGCUCAUAUCAGUUCAUAGCUCCACUUGUCUCUCUGCUCUUUGGUGUGUCUUUUGCUUCUGAUACCAUUGGGUUUACCAAAUAUGAUGGUUACUUUGGUCUUCCUUCUAAUCAUUUUCUGCUGCUAAAUAUUUGUCCUGACAGGUGCAGUAAGCCAGAUUGCCAGGACUUCUUCUACAGCAGGUCAUGGGGCCUCUCUUCCAUUCCCUUCUUCCUGAGUCGAAUAGUAAGAAGGGCUUCUUCUGUCCUCCCUGGAUAUUUCAUGCCCUGGACAUUUGGGCAAGAUGGGUUUUUAAAUGUUAGUUAUGAGGCUGCUAAAACAGGCUGUGACUGUUUUGUCUCUGGUCAUUUUACUGACCUUCACCAAUGCUCACUCCAUCCGCUUAUCCAAUUUUACAUCCUCUAUAAUACUUAAAUCAUAAGCUGUCUAGAGGAAUGGCAGGGUUGCUUUGUGCAUUACUUAGCACAAAAGCACGAUCUUACAGCACAGUGUCACAGCAGUAGUGCCAUAAUCAACUCCUUGUUAAGCACCUUAGUACUUAGGUGUACGUGAAUGUGUUUGUUGCUGACAACACCAAAAGCCCUCUGUGUUAAUUUAUGUUAACCCUCUCAGGCUAACGGAGUUCUGGAAGAUGUCUCGUGGUAAAGUGAGAAGCUUAAUACCCUAGGCUUGCCCUCAGCAAAUAAAUUGCUUUUACAAAGCACCCUGAACUUUGAAACCAUGAUAUUCUAGAUGCAGUAGGAGGGGCAGAAGGACUCUGUAAUGGAUCCCAGUCAAAAGUUCAUGUGAUAAAAUGAGUUUUCGUAAUUGUUGCAAUUAAUAGGAGCACACCUGUGAAGCUGUAACUUAAGAGUGAGGAGUCAAAGUGGCGAAGCAAUGCAGUUGUCAUGCCCAAAUUUACUGGAAGAAAGGGAUUUGUAAUUAUUAUUGUUAUUAUGUAAACAAUGCAUUGAAUUCUUAAUGCUGGGUUUUCUCUUCUGUGGAAUAAUUAAUGCUGUAAGUUUAUCUGGAAUCUCAUACAUAAUGCAAGCUUUAAAGUCCAGGUUCUAAUGUAAAGAUAAACUGAGUGGGUAGCCAAGAAUAAACUCAGUAUGUG
This is a messenger RNA of Gallus gallus (chicken), 3242 nucleotides long. It is a transcript of the gene CHRNA9, whose product is annotated as cholinergic receptor nicotinic alpha 9 subunit. NCBI's taxonomy places the organism in Eukaryota, Metazoa, Chordata, Aves, Galliformes, Phasianidae. The transcript has 5 exons. Gene Ontology annotation, cellular component: synapse; neuron projection; postsynaptic membrane. Gene Ontology annotation, biological process: signal transduction; chemical synaptic transmission; regulation of membrane potential. Bases 169 to 1623 code for a protein of 484 amino acids. The record is from RefSeq and is marked validated. Gene Ontology annotation, molecular function: acetylcholine-gated monoatomic cation-selective channel activity; transmembrane signaling receptor activity.